Messenger RNA from Nematostella vectensis (starlet sea anemone), 2430 nucleotides. RefSeq names its product vacuolar segregation protein PEP7. The coding region runs from base 414 to 1910 and encodes 498 amino acids. Gene Ontology annotation, molecular function: metal ion binding. The transcript has 5 exons. The record is from RefSeq and is a predicted model, not a curated record. Lineage: Eukaryota; Metazoa; Cnidaria; Anthozoa; Actiniaria; Edwardsiidae.
CGGAAACUCGAGUUAAAGCCGAACCCCCAAAACUGCACACUGCUCAUUGGGUUGACCAUCACUCCCGGACGAUAUGCGCUGGUGCUGGAUGUGGCAGAAAAUUCACGGUGACAGAACGAAAACACCACUGCAGAAGGUGGCACUUGGUACUGUUAAUAUUGCAGAAGAUCCCCUCUGUUCAGUGAUUGGGUGCCGCAUGGUUCCUGGGGGCAAGCACAAAAAACAGACACAUGUCAGGGGAAAGGAGAGAAAAGGGUGAAAAAGGUGCAGGUUUUCCUUGAUAAUAACACUAAGUAUCGCCUGCAAGCAGGUUCAAGUUGCAGUGUUGUAUAACGUCUUGCAUUUCAGAUGUGGUGAGGUGUUAUUGCGUGUUUCAGCCAUGGUAAGAUGCUUAUGUGAUGUUUUAAGCUGCCAUGACAUGUAAUGUCUUGUGUUUCAGAUGUGGUGAGGUGUUCUGUGGAAAAUGCACCCAAUUCAGGAGGCGGCUAUCAAUUCUUGCAACUCCAGACCCAGAUGGUAUUAGUUACAGGGUUUGCAGAGCUUGUUAUGAUGUUGGUCCGCAAACUCUAGGUGUGACAAAUUCAAGUACAAAAGAUUUCAAAAUCCACAGACACUACUGCCGAACAAAUAGUAUCAACCAAAAAUCAGGAUCUAGUGAGAAAGUCAACUUCAUCAAAGAGUGUGAUCGACUCGUCCAGGGCUUCCAAAAAGAAGUGGGCUCUUCAAGAAUAAAGAAUUUUGUAUUGAAGACUGUUGGAUCCAUGGCAGUUCCUGCUUGGCAAAAGUCAAAACACUGGACGGCCAAGUGUGACACAUGCAUGCUGUGUUUUAAGACAUUCACUAUCACAGAUUUAAAGUCACAUUGCAGGGUGUGUGGUCACGUGAUCUGUUCUUCUUGCUCUUCGGACACCCUUAUUGUCUACGUGGAUGACAAUAGCAGUAAGGUCAUGUGGUCUUUAAUCAACAUAAUCGGUUCCCCGGAUAAAGAGCCCGCCGUAUGCUUGUACUUGAGAAUUUGCAAUCACUGCCACUCCGGAGUGGCCGAGAUCCAGGGCCGAGCGGUUAUAGAAGCGGAGCGAACACUUAUCGAUGGACCUUCGAUGUUGGAUAAUGUUUCUGAUAUUCACGGUUCACUGGUGAAGACACAGAACAAAAUUACUGCACUCUUGCCGAAAUACGAGAGUUUGGUUGACGCGGUAGAAGCGAAGGGCGAGCUCAAAGGCGUGGUCGGGGAGGGGCAGAGCGCCACCCAAACUUUAGCCAAAUAUCACCUAGACUUGUCCGACUUAUUCACCCAGUUCGCAGUAGACAUGCAGGGUUUGAGGCGCUUGAAACCGCGUACGAAUGCACAGAUGAAGCUCGCGCGCAACCUCACGCAAGGCAAAUUCGGCUUCUACAACGACAAUUUCCCUGCGUAUCGAGAGUGUAAAAAACGAUUGGAUGAGGUUUUACCAAGUCAAAUCCUGGAAUCGAUGCAAAAGAUCGUGGAUGAGCAGGCGAUUAACAAUGCGUAUAUAGUGAUCAAGCAGUUAGGGCUAGAGGCCCUUAUAUUAGCCACGACUCACGAUAUCCCAGAUACUGUACCACUCAUACUUGCGCGCUGUGAAGAAGUGUGCAUCGAGGACUUGAAAAAGCAGAUACAGCAGUAUCGCGGCGACUGGGAGGCGCACUUGAGUACAGUUACCGAACUCCUUCAGAUUCAAAUCAAGGAGCACCGCCUGGUUAAGCCAUCGCGGACGUAUACCAAGUCGUACGGGGCCAGAUACGUCCAGGAAUACCUGGUAGAAAGGGUGCACAUCUUGUUGCGCCAGACCACUAGGCAGCUAGGCGACAAGACUACGGGCAAGACAUUCCGUACUACUAAACAGGCUUUGGAGACCGCGAACGGUCAAAUCACGGCGCUAAAGUGAAGUCCAGGCGCAUACCCCUCGGCCGUAAUUUUGCAUAAUCCAUACGUCUGCACACCCCAGCAGUUCCUGACUCGCCUGAAGUCAUUGGGAGCCUGUAAGGCGUCCUUCCUAAUAAGUAAAAUACAAUAGUUUUAAGAUUGAUAAGAAUAUAUUUUUAGAUAUGCUGUCUGUCACAAGCUAUUGACAAAUGGACUGCUCCAAGCAGUUUAUAAUCAUACCACUUGGGUAUAAAUAAUAGGUUUCAGUGUUUGCAUUGUGAAAAUGGUUCCAUGGGCCAGCAUCCCCAGUUCUUUUAUGCCCCCUCCCCCCCCCCCCCCCCUCCCUGAAGCUGACCUAAACCCAAAUUGGGACUUCUUGCUUUUCUUACUUCAGAGACAAAACCCAAAUCACGCAUCAAGCAACUCUCUAUGUAGAUUACAUGACACUUGUGAAAGGCUAUAAGUUUAGGGUGAUAAAAGUAGGCUUGAAAACUAUUUUAUGUAAUGGUUUAUGAAUAACAAUUGGUUAUGGUUGUUUGUUA